Molecule: messenger RNA, 3869 nt
Organism: Pseudogymnoascus verrucosus
Lineage: Eukaryota; Fungi; Ascomycota; Leotiomycetes; Thelebolales; Thelebolaceae
Exons: 3
Coding region: 306-3671 (1121 amino acids)
Cellular component (GO): nucleus
Molecular function (GO): DNA binding; chromatin binding; ATP binding
Source: RefSeq, a predicted model, not a curated record
CAGAGGCGAAUUAUCGCGAUAGUGGGCAACGCUGGUGUGGUUCAGGGUCGUUUUUUUGGUUUUUUGGGGAAAAAGAUUCACGCCUUCGUUGCGCUGCCCACGGUCUUUUGAUUAAAGAGAGGAAAGGCUGCUAAAGGGGGAUUUGUUUGAGCUGUACUUGAGACUGGAUUAAAGGGGUUUGUGGGGGGACUGCGAGAGGGUUUUUUUUUGUGAGACUUUGUUUCGCUGGGAGGAUUAACAGGACCUGCGUGCACCGCCCCGAUCGAAUCCAAUCCUCUCGACCACCACCAUACCCGCUGCCAACCAUGGCGUUCCCCAACGUCACCUCCAGGGACCCGCCAUCCGUCCCAGACUCCCCAGCAGCGAAGCGUCAGAAGACAGCAGGGGGAUACCAAGGCAACGGGUAUAAUUCCGCUGACGACAGUGGCGAUGAUCUCUUCGAGGGGAUCGUGCCGGAGUCGAAGCACUUCACGCAGCCAACGCAGAUUAUCGACACCUCGGCGCCGGGGUUCAAUCUAGCCGGCACCACCAGGGAAGAAGUUCUCGUGCCUGCUUCUUCGCCGUUUGCAGGGAACUCGAGGAGUAGCCCGCCAUCGCAGGUUGCACCGGGGCGCAUUGCGUCGUUGAUGGCGCCCGCGGGAACUGCGUUUAAGGUGCCGAAUGGUGUGCAGAAGGAGCCUACGAAGACGAAGGUCAUUGACCUCGACGAGAACGAUGGGCCGACGUACCAGGGCGGGAGUUCGGAUGACGAGAUCCAGGAUUCGGCGGCGGAUAUUAAGCCGUCUAUCUUUAAGGCGAGGAGCAAGAUUACUUUUGGUAGCCCGUUGGGUUCUAGUGGUCCUAGUUUCAGGGAUCUGAUAUCGACGUUCAAGCCGCCGGUGUCGACGACGGCGAUGUUUGAGAGGGAGGGGUCGGUGAAUGGGAUUAAGCGGAAGACGCCGAUGCAGAGCGGACCGGCGAGGGCGCUGCCGACGGGGACGGAUUAUGGGAUGGAUGAUAUUCAUGAUCUUGUGCUGAAACGGAAAGUCGAGCGGGUCCUGAAAGUCGCUCCCCAGGCCAAGAUCUACCAGAUUGUGGAUUGCAUUAUCAAGUGCCAUGGGAGAGUUGACGAUGCAACUGUUAUGGUCUUCGAUAUUCUGGAUGUCAUUGAAAUCAACUCCGACGACGAUGAGAGCAAGAAGGGUGUUGCGAAACCGAAGGCUCAGCCGGUGGUCGAGGCGGUGGAGCCGCAGAUGAGGCGUCAGCUUAAACAGCCUAUUGCUUCUAUCCAGGAGAGGUAUUCGUCAACGCAGUACCAGAAGAAGGUCCCGCUUGUGCCAGCUUCACCAGUUGCUGUAACGCCCCCGAAGCCGAAGAGGAAGUUGAUGCAGGGGCGUCGAAACCCGGAUCCGUCGUCUCCAAUGGGGCCGCCUGAGCCGUCACCGAAGAAACAGGUCCCGGAGAAAAUACAAGAGGUUGAAGAGAUUAUCCUCUCCGAUGCUGAAGACUACGAUUCUGAUGCUGCGUCGGAGGAGGAGGAUAACCCUGAGCUGGAAGGUCGCGUCCUGAGCUUCUUGAACAAGUGCAGCAAGGGGGACCUCAUCGAUUUGGCAAAUAUCAAGCCCGACGUCGCGGAAUUCUUCCUAUCAAAGCGUCCGUUUGGGAACUUGGAUAGUGCUAGGGAAGUUUCCAAUGCAAAGGAAACGAAGACCGGAAAGCAAAGCGCUAGGGCUCCUAUUGGUGAUCGAAUUGUCGACACCUCGAUGAGCAUGAUGUCUGGAUACGAAGCUGUCGAUGCGCUUGUUGCUACGUGCUCGGAACUGGGCAAGCCCCUUACUGAGGAGAUGACUAGAUGGGGCUUUGAUGUCAAUGGUGCUGCGAAGGGAGGUGAACUAGAAAUGGUCUCGCUGGAGGAGGAUCUCCAUGACUCGGGUCUGGGGACACCGAGCAGCAAGUCGACGUCGGAAGUUGGUGAUGACGACGUUAGGGCCGUGUCGAAGAAGGGGAAGAAUAAGUUCCUGAAGAAGCCGGAGAAGAUGGCUAGUACUCUUGUCUUGAAGGACUACCAGCUUGUGGGUUUGAAUUGGUUGGCGCUUCUGUACAAGUACAAGCUGAGUUGUAUUUUGGCAGACGAUAUGGGGCUGGGGAAAACCUGCCAGGUCAUCGCCUUUUUGUCACAUCUUGCUGAGACCGGGGAGACUGGCCCCCAUCUGGUCAUCGUCCCACCGUCAACGCUGGAGAACUGGCUGCGAGAAUUUGCAAACUUCGCACCCGAGCUGGUUGUCGAGCCUUACUAUGGCAGCCAAAAAGAGCGCCAGGAUAUCGCAGAACGCAUCCUUGAUGCUCGUGAUGAAGUCAAUGUCGUUGUCUCCACAUACGAGUUUGCUGCCAAAAAAGAGGACAACAAAUUCAUGCGGAGGUUGAAGCCGAAUGCAUGUGUUUACGACGAGGGCCACGUUUUGAAGAAUCCAAAGUCUUUGAAGUACCAGGGGUUGAUCAAGAUUCCAGCCCAGUUCAGGCUCCUGCUCACCGGCACGCCGUUACAGAACAACCUUAUGGAGCUUGCAGCUUUGCUCGGCUUUAUCCUACCAGAUAUUUUCCGCGAGCGUCAAGAAGAUCUAGAGUUCAUCUUCAAACACAAAGCAUCCACCCGCGACUCAGACCACGCGGCACUUCUCUCAGCCCAGCGAAUCACCCGCGCCAAAUCGAUGCUUACCCCCUUCGUCCUCCGGCGCAAGAAGGCCCAAGUGCUGAAGCACAUGCCCGCCAAGAUCUGCAAAGUGGAAUACUGCGAAAUGCACUCCUCGCAAGCUGAAAUCUACAACGGACUCCGCGGCCGCGCCCGUGAGCGCGCCCAGCUCCGACUCUCAGGUGGCAAAGUGCCCAAUGAUGGGGAGAACAACCCGCUCAUGCAGCUGCGCAAGGCGGCCAUCCAUCCCAUGCUCUUCCGCCGCCACUUCACCGACGACAAACUCGAGAAGAUGGUAGAUCUACUGAGGAGACACGAGCCGGAUGAGUUCAGCCAGCCGCGAGACAAGAUCUUGAUGGAGAUGAAGCUUCUGCAGGAUUACUACCUACACACCUGGUGUCUACGAUACCCCUGCAUCAAGAAAUUCGACACCCCCGACCUGACCUGGAUGAACAGCGGUAAAGUCGACGCCAUCGUCCGCCUCGUCAAGCAGUACAAAGCGAACGGCGACCGCGUCCUCGUCUUCUCGCAGUUCACGCUGGUGCUUGACAUCAUCGAGGCAGUUUUCCAGACUGAACUCAUCCAGCAUACCCGCUUUGACGGCGCUACAAAGGUCAACGAGAGGCAGACCCUCAUCGAUGACUUCCGCGACGACGAAACUAUCACUGCUUUCCUCCUCAGCACUGGUGCAGGCGGAACAGGCGUCAAUCUGAUGUACGCUAACAAAGUCAUCAUCUUUGACAGCUCCUUCAAUCCUCAGGAUGACAUCCAGGCUGAGAAUCGCGCGCAUCGCGUGGGCCAGACGAGGGAGGUGGAGGUGGUGAGGUUGGUUACCAAGGGCACGAUCGAGGAGCAGAUAUAUGCUCUUGGGCAGAGCAAGUUGGAGCUUGAUAAUAAGGUGUCCGGGGAGGAGGAUAUGGAGAUGAAGGGGGAGCAGAUGGUGGCGAGGAUGCUGUUGCAGGAGGAUGGCCAGGCUACGCCUACUAGUAACGCUGAGGCUUAGACUGCGGUCGGCGUGUUAUGAAGAGAAGGGGGGUUGGUAGAUUUUGGGGUGGGUUAAAGGGGCAUCAUGAGCAAAGCGGGUUGGUUGGUGCCCUCAUGUUCUUGGACGGUUAUGUCUACUGGCUUUAUCCUGAAUGGCUAUAGAUAUAGAUAUAGAUUCAAGCGCUCCUGCAUAGAUACAGAUAAUAGAAGAAUAGAG